Sus scrofa (pig) is the source of this 3743-nucleotide messenger RNA. Lineage: Eukaryota; Metazoa; Chordata; Mammalia; Artiodactyla; Suidae. The record is from RefSeq and is a predicted model, not a curated record.
CCCUUGGUGGUGUCCACACAAUUAGAAUCAAGGCCAGCCCGGCAUCAGCACUCUUCUGCCCUGUCCUUGCCUGGUCUCCCCAUGCCUGCCACUGUCACCACAGCAGUUCCACUCUGCUUCCUCACCAUGUUCCACAGAGGCCUGUGCUCCCUUGCCCCUGUGCCUUGGCUUCUUUUUCUUCUUCCUCUUCUUCUUCUUCUUCUUUUUUUUUUUUUUCCGUAAAUCACCCAGAAGACUAUGUGACCUCUCACUACCAAACAUUUAAAUCCUUUGCAUCCCUCAAAACUCAGCUCAAAUGCCAGUUACCCUCUCUAGAAGUGAUAGCUUUCUCUUUCAACUCUUGGGUCUUUUUAAUAAUGUCAGUAUAACCAGCCAGCCCUGUGUUAUGUCAUCUUGAUGCUUACAUCCUUCUUAUGGAGUGGACAUUUCUCCAUGAAUGGGGCCCCUUCACUGCUGAUAUUAGCCCUGGAGGCUAAGGUGACCAUGUAUCCUGGUUUACCUUCCUACUUUAUGCCUGUUGCCCUGGUGUAAUUAUUAAUAGCCUCCUCUUUCACUCUGAAGUGCUCUGGUUUGGAUGAUAAGUACUGUGGUCACUUAUAAGCCUGAGGGUAUCUGUCCAAGUAGCUGGCACUUAGGAAAUGAGUCGACUUAGUAACUGUCGUGAACUGUCGUGAAGAAUAUGUCAGGGCCGUUUCUUAACCCAUUCCCUGGGGCUGUCAGUCCUGGCCUUUUCUCCAGCCUGAAGGCAUUUGUUUCUCUUCCUCUUCGCAGGGAAAGUAAUGCAGAAGGACCUAGUACCACUUGCUUUUUGACAAGCCUCUCUAGGACUGUAGAAUGUUCUGACCCAACUAGAAGUGGCUUACCCCAACUCUUCCCGUGUGUCUCAGCCCCUCAACAGUCAGACAGCUGCUGGAUGUUGGGAACAGGUAUCAAACGCUUGAGAAGGUCAUCUGGUCUGUAGGAUGAAGCCUUUGUUUCCAGCCUCAGCUGGAUUUGUGGUUUUGCCCAAUUUCUUUAACCAUCCAGCUUUUCAAAAUUACUUUCAUUUGUGCAGUUGCCUUAGGAGGUCACAACUUGGAAAGCUCAGAGCUGCUUUAUGACCAAACAUGUAAUUAACAUUCUAGGUAUGGCUCAGAGGUGAGGAAACACAUGGUCCCUUGCCCUUUUGCAUCAUAAGUUUUCUCAAAAGUAAGCCUGUCUGGCUGAGUGUUUGUCGACUUAUUUUUAAAGAUAUCAAGCAUUUGGAAAUCACAGCAGGCGAGAUGCCUGGCUUGGAGAAUGGAGCACCAGCGUCAGGAAGCCUGGGUCUUCUUUCUCCUUCUCCUCUGACUCACUGCUUUCUGGAGCAUGAAUCAUACGCCCUUUCUCGGCAUUGGGUCUCACUUCCUUCAUCUCCCCUAUAAAAUGGGCGGAUUUGCCAUUCUUACCACACAGGAGGGGGCUGAGGCUGUAAGAGGCCUUGAUAAUUAUACAAAAAAUAUUAUUAAGAACAAAAAUGUGCUGUCAGUGUGUUUCGGACUCUGGAGGGGCACACAAGGUGGGCAUGUGAGGCCAUUUUAGGGUCCUGCUUUUGUUUCUGGGACACCUCUGUGCCCUGAGAACAGCCUUUCAAAAAAUGGAAAUGGGCAGGAGAAUCGGUCUCGGAAUGGAGGUGGGAAUGAGUCUGGUCUGUCUGAGUGGAAGCGAGACUCACAGGAACAAUCAAGAAGGGGACAGAGAGCCAGAAUAAAAAGCUUACAGGACUCUUCCGUGGAGGGCUUUAAUGCUGGGUGGGGACAUUUGCACUCUCUUCCGAGGGCCAUGGGGGAUCAAUGGUCGGCACUGGGGUAGGGGCGUGGCACGAUCUGCAGUGUGUUUCAGUGAGACACAUCCCACAGAUGGAGGGACAGACUCUGGAGCUGGCAUCUGUCUCAUCCCAGUUUGCCUUUAAGCAAAUGGUGGUUCCUUUCCAUCUGAGUUUCUGCUUUCAUCUCUGUAAAAUAAGUGGUAAAAUGAUCCGGAAUAACUUUAACAUGCUGUGAUUCUGCAGUGAAAGGUCAUGCGCAAAUAGCCUGUGUGUGUGUGUGUGUGUGUGUGUGUGUGUGUGUGUGUGUGUGUGUAAGAGGUAAUUUCUCCGUUAGAUACAAAGCCAUGUCCAGCGGCCUUGUUCUUCAGGGAGGAAGCCUGCCCAGUCUCAAGAUCUCAAGUGGGUCUGAAGGACUUCCCGUGUGUCCAGAGCCCAGAGAUCUUUCUUCAAGCCGCAACACAGCACAUCUGUACUUAAGGCCUGGUCAGCAACCUCUGUCUAGACUUGUCUGCUGCCUACUUCCUAGUCUGGCUGAGACAGCUGAUGUUUGAACAAACUGCACUGAGAUUUGUGCUAGCUGGCUGUUCUUCAGGAUUCUUCAGCUCUCUCCUUAUCUUGUACUAGGUUUCUAGAAAACCUUAUACCAACCAGGACUAUGUGGCUCAGGGUCUCAGAACUCCAACUUAAAAGUGCAACUGGAUAAUGUGCUCUUGGCUUUUAUUGAGAUCCACUGUAAGUGUCAUAUUUUAAGAGGGACAUUAACCAGAUGAAGUGCAUCCAAAAGAAGACAUCCAAAAUGUCACUGGACUGGGAAACCAUAUCAAAUAGUUGGAGGGCCUGGGAAGAACUUGACAUCGGGGGGAUUAUGGGCUGAAGAAAUGUCAACAAUUGGGAGUUUUGAAGGAUUCCAGCCUGUGUCUCUGAAACAAGAGGGAGAUGAUCAAGCCUUUGAGACUGAUCACCUGUCUGCAAAGGAGGAGGACCCAGACACGCUCUCAGGUCCAAGGCAGAUAUCCAGGUUGCCAAGCAUGACUGAAUCAUCACUCUGCCCCAAUCCUUAUCACCGGCCUUAUAGCUCAAGGAAGUACUUCGUUACGUGGCCGGGCACCAUUGAGACUGCCAUGGAAGACUUGAAAGGCCACAUAGCCAAGACUUCUGGAGAGACAAUUCAAGGCUUCUGGCUCUUGACAGAGAUAGAUCACUGGAACAAUGAGAAGGAGAGGAUCUUGCUGGUCACAGACAAGACUCUCUUGAUCUGUAAAUAUGACUUCAUCAUGCUCAGCUGUGUGCAGUUGCAACGGAUUCCCCUGAGUGCUGUCUAUCGCAUCUGCUUGGGCAAGUUUUCCUUCCCUGGGAUGUCACUGGACAAGAGACAAGGAGAAGGUCUUAGGAUCUACUGGGGGAGGCCAGAGCAGCAGUCACUCUUGUCCCGCUGGAACCCAUGGUCCACUGAAGUGCCUUAUGCUACAUUCACUGAGCACCCUGUGAAAUACACCAGUGAGAAGUUUAUUGAAAUUUGCAAGUUGUCUGGGUUCACGUGUAAGCUCAUUCCAGCGAUCCGGAAUGCCCACAAGAAUUCCACUGGAUGCGAAGGAGGAAAGGGGUUGAUUGUGUUAACUGAACCCAUUUUGAUUGAGACCUACACGGGGCUGAUGUCAUUCAUUGGAAACCGCAACAAACUUGGCUAUGCCCUGGCCCGGGGAAGCAUUGGUUUUUGACACUCUCUUUGGAAGAUAAGUACAUCAUCCAUAGAUACAUCAUUAUUGAAAAUUCUGUUUCAGCGUACCAUAUUUUUUGAUUGAAACACUUACUUUUAAGUAGUAUUAACAUGAUUUUGAAUAUUUAGUAUCUUAGGAAAUAUAAAGCUUGAUUAGACUGAUAGAUGCACUCUUCCAAGCUCAUACAAGAAUAAGCACAUCUCCUAAAAUCAGAAAAUAAAUUGUCCUAAGCCCAUCAA